Molecule: messenger RNA, 1242 nt
Organism: Aspergillus aculeatus ATCC 16872
Lineage: Eukaryota; Fungi; Ascomycota; Eurotiomycetes; Eurotiales; Aspergillaceae
Product: Gfo/Idh/MocA family protein
Exons: 5
Coding region: 1-1242 (413 amino acids)
Biological process (GO): NADPH regeneration
Cellular component (GO): cytoplasm
Molecular function (GO): oxidoreductase activity; nucleotide binding
Source: RefSeq, a predicted model, not a curated record
AUGGCUCCUCCCGCUGUGUUGAUGGUAGGAACGGGCGAGUACACCACCGGCUACGUCGGUGGUGCUGCCUCGACCUCUGACAAGAAAGUCGGUGUCGUGGGUCUGACGCUGUUCGACCUGCGUCGUCGGGGCAAAGUGGGCGAUUUGAGCAUGGUUGGAGUAUCCGGCUCCAAGUUCCCCGGCAUCCGCGACCACCUCCACCGCAACAUCUCGCAAGUCUACAACAACCUGGACACCAGCUUCACCUCGUUCCCGGCGGACCACACGACGGACCCGGAAGCGUACAAGGCGGCCAUCGACGCGCUGCCGGCGGGGUCGGCGAUCACGAUCUUCACGCCGGACCCGACGCACUACCCGAUCGCGCUGUACGCGAUCCAGCGGCAGAUCCACGUGCUGAUCACGAAGCCGGCGACGCAGCUGCUGCGCGACCACCUGGACCUGCUGGCGGAGUCGCGCAAGCACGGGGUGCUGGUGUUCAUCGAGCACCACAAGCGGUUCGAUCCGGCGUACAGCGACGCGCGGGCCAAGGCGGCGCGCCUGGGCGACUUCAACUACUUCUAUAGCUACAUGAGCCAGCCCAAGUCGCAGCUGGAGACCUUCAAGGCCUGGGCCGGCAAGGACUCCGACAUCUCCUACUACCUCAACUCCCACCACAUCGACAUCAACGAGAGCAUGGUCCCGGACUACCAGCCCGUCAAGGUCACCGCCAGCGCCUCCACCGGCACCGCCACCGAGCUGGGCUGCGUCAACCAGACCGAGGACACCAUCACCCUGCUGGUCGAGUGGCGCAAGAAGGACGGCAGCGGCCGCUUGGCCACCGGCGUGUAUACCGCCAGCUGGACGGCGCCGCAGAAGGCCGGCGUCCACUCGAAUCAGUACUUCCACUACAUGGGCUCCAAGGGUGAAGUCCGCGUGAACCAAGCCAAGCGUGGCUACGACGUCACCGAAGAUGAGCAGGGAUUGAUCUGGGUGAACCCCUUCUACAUGAAGUACGCCCCGGACGAAGAGGGCAACUUCGGCGGCCAGACCGGCUACGGAUACAUCAGCUUCGAGAAGUUUAUCGAUGCUGUCACCGCCCUUAACGAGGGUCGCGUCACUCUAGACCAGUUGGACGCCAGACCUCUGCCCACGCUGCAGAACACCAUUGCCACGACGGCGAUCCUGCACGCCGGUCGCGUCUCCUUGGAUGAGAAGCGGUCGGUCGAGAUCGUCAGUGCCGACGGCCAGUGGGAGUUGAAGUAA